Molecule: messenger RNA, 2939 nt
Organism: Carassius gibelio (silver crucian carp)
Lineage: Eukaryota; Metazoa; Chordata; Actinopteri; Cypriniformes; Cyprinidae
Product: zinc finger protein 16-like
Exons: 8
Coding region: 171-1766 (531 amino acids)
Biological process (GO): regulation of transcription by RNA polymerase II
Cellular component (GO): PcG protein complex; transcription regulator complex
Molecular function (GO): DNA-binding transcription factor activity, RNA polymerase II-specific; RNA polymerase II cis-regulatory region sequence-specific DNA binding
Source: RefSeq, a predicted model, not a curated record
UUUUAUUUUGAAAAGCACAAGCGGAUGUUGUCGACUAAUUGGUCAGCUUCGCGUUUCGAGCUGUACACAACAACGGUUUCGAGAGCCAUAUUCAUUUAGAAGGAUUUAUGUUAUUGUAAAGACUGCCUCGUUAUUAUUAAAGGAGCUUCAUCUUAAUAAAUUCCAAUGCAAUGGCAAAUACAGUAACUUUUCAGACGCAAAUCGCUUCAGUCAUGGAAGUGCUCGCAAACGCCGCUGUUGCAGAAAUAUGCAAACUUGUUGAGGACAGCUAUACCGAAUUACAGCUUGAAAUAUCCAAAACACAGAAGGAGAACAACCUCCUUAAAAAUAAAAUCAAAAUGAUAGAAAUCCGGGAUUCGUUUCAUCGAAGAGCGCACAAACUAAGAAACGAAUCAACUGUUUUGACAAAAACAGGAGGUCACGAAAAAGAAUCAGGUCGAAUUAGUGUGAAAAUCGCUUCGCUGUCUAAUGAGGAUGAUGAUGAUGAAACCGUUUGCUCUCGUGAAGUCUCGCGUCUUCAACCCGAAACACUAGACCAGUCUGUAGAGAUUGACGAGUCAGACAUUCUCCGUAUUAAAGAGGAGAGACCUGACAACGAGAGGUGUGAGCAGUCAGAAAGAGAAACCGAGACUACUGAAAAUCAUAAAGAUGACAGCCAGUACAGGAGUGCAGGAGUCUCUGUUACAGUCUGCAGAGAUAACUUCAUAGACCAGAACACAGUCCAGCACUGCCAACAAGAAUCUGUAGAAGACGAGGAGCCUGAUUGUCUCAUUAUCAAAGAAGAGAGACCUGACAACAUGAGGUGUGAACAGUCAGAAAGAGAAAUCGAGACGACUGAAGACCAAGACACACAGUAUGAUGCAGGAGUUUUUGUAACCGUCCACAGAGAUAACUUCAUAGAUCAGGACACAGUCCAGCACUGCCAUCAAGAGUCCAAUGGGAUGCUACCUGAUCACCUUAAGGACGAAACCCCAGAAAUGAAGGAUAUAGGGGGACGUUGUGAUGGAGACUCAGAGACUAACCUGCAGCCUGUGCCUUCUUACCCCUCAUGGGUUUCCACGAGAUUUGACUCCACCACAAAUCAUCCCUCCUAUUCUGAAUCUGAAUGCAAUGGAGGACCUUCUGUGAAUCAGUACUUGAUGUACAGAGGGAGCGCAGAUCCCAUGUGUUCCUACGCAACUCCAGUAGACUCUAAUGGCUUGUCUAUGCUUGAUAUAGAAGGUCAUUUAACACACAGCGAUGAAGGUAACAACAUUUCUCGAUCCGACCGGUCCCGUUUCACACCAAACUUUUCUAUCAAACAUUCAGACUCUCCUCAGACACAAAGGAAAGACAAGUUUGUAUGUAAACAUUGUGGGAAAGCGUUCUCUCAGCUUAGCACUCUCCUCUUGCAUCAAAAAAUUCAUAGCAGGGAGAAGGUUCACCACUGUACACUCUGUGGUAAGCGAUUUAGUCAGGCGUCUGGUCUCAAAAGACACCAUAGCAUCCACAGAGGAGAAAAACCGUUCAGAUGCGUGCACUGUGGCAAGCAGUUCGCAGAUCAAAGUAACCUCAGAAAACAUGUGACUGUUCACACGGGUGAAAAGCCUUAUGGUUGUAACCUUUGUGGGAAAAUGUUCAACCAGUCUUCAAACCUCAAAACACAUAUGAUGAUCCACACACAUGAGAAGCCUUUUGGUUGUGAUCGAUGUGGGCGGAUGUUUGCACACAAGUAUAUUUUGGUGAAACACCAACAGAGAAUCUGUGUGUCUGCUGGACAACUCUAGACUUCACAAGGUAGAGAAUACUCCCAUUGGUACCUAUCAUUAACUUAAUCAGCUUAAUUAACAGUGGAAUGGAAAAUGCAGUGGUGCACAUUAUUCCAAAUAAUAAAUAGGAAUCUUUUAUCAAGUGUAAUAAUCGUUUAAACUGCUUCCUACAAUCCACCUCGCUCCAUUCGGAAGACUCUUUUUAUGAUCUAAACAAUUCUCGAUAGAUAAAAUCAAGUCCCUGCAUUUUUUUUUCUCAUUGAAUAUCCUGUUUCACAGAGAAAUACAUCACAGAUUUCUGAAGUAAACUGUGUUGCGAUCAGAAUUUAUUACAAAAGUAAUAAUAAUACACACCCUAUUAAGCAAUAUUGAAUAUGGUCGAUUUAAUAUAAUUUUCAUGUGUUAAAAUUUAUAAACCAAUGAUUUUAUAAAUCACAAGCAACUGCCUCUUUUCAUAAAACCAGUCAUUUUGAUUUGGAUAGUAUAAUAUAGUGUGAGGUGUACUGACCAUUGGUUUUUAUGAUUUAAAAUUGUCAGUGUAAUUUAUAAUACCACCAUAUUUCUGUUCAGAAGAUCUAUUCAAUCUGUUGACCUGGUCAAAUCAGAUCUGAAAUUGAUUGAUUCUUAGUUCAUAUGUAUUAAAUCAUCAAGUAUGCAUAAACUUUUAUUAAUAAAUACAUCAAUCAACUGUCCAGCACUGUUGGUUGUGGCAUUAGUGGAGGGAGAGAAAGUAGUUGUUUUUGCGAUUGCUGUAGUCAUGCUGUUUGUUGUAGAAGUGGUACACAUGGAGGUGUUUGUCCUGGUGGUAACGGCAGAUGUUAUGUGAUCUUGAGCAUAUGCCAACAUUUCCAGCUCCGUCUACAGUAACCAGUUCCAUUACUCCAGAACAACAAGAGGCGCUGUAGAAUGCAAGAGUGACAUUCACACCUCCAUCCCCGAUUACGGAGGUAGUGUUGAAGGUUCCUAUUUUAAUAUAUUUUAAAAUAUAAUUCAUUCCUGUGAUGCAUUCAUGCAUUACUUCAGUCUUCAGUAAUCAUUCUAAUAUUCUGACCUGCUACUCAAGAUACAUUUCUUAUUGUCAAGUGUUGAAACAACUGUGCCGCUUAAUAUUUUUGUGGAAAUCUUGAUACAUUUGUUUUCAGGAUUCUUUAAAGGUACAGAAAAAUAAAUCUUUGUAAGAUUUUAAAGGUC